AUGGAAGCUCCACAAUUCAAACCUAUACAUGAUGUUAUACGAAUAAAAAAAAAAGAACAUGAUGUUAAUAUAAAAUCUGAUAUAUAUAAAAAAUUUCUUGAAUUAAAAAAGGAAGCUUGUAAAAACCUGGAAAAUAAAAAUGUCAAAGUAAUUAUAUAUGAAAAUAUAAAUUAUGACGAAAUAAAAAAUAAAAAAAAAAAUGAAAAAGACCAAGAGAAUUAUAAUAGUAGCAGUAGUAAUAGUAAUGUUUGUGAUGAAAAAUAUAAUGAAGACAUUAAUAAAAAUAAUGAGAAGAAAAAUAAAAAAAGAGAUAAUAUAACAAAGAAAAAUAUAAAAGAUGAUAAAUAUAAUGAUGAUAAAUAUAAUGAUGAUGAUAAUGAUGAAAAUAAUAAGAAUAAUAUACAGAAUGAUAAAAAAGAAUAUAUUGAUGAUGUAGUAAAAGAAGAAAAAAAAAAUACAAAAGUUUUAGGUACCUUAAAAAUAUUAUAUAAUUUUUAUGUUAACUUAUAUGAUAAAUUAAAAGAAGAUGUUGAAAACAUACAGAAUAAUACAAAUAAUAAUAAUAUAGAUUUAUUUAGAGAUAUAAACCUUUAUACAAAUUAUAUAUCUAUGUUUGAUAUUUUAAAUAUAUGUGAGGAUUUGCAUAUUAUUAAAAAUUUUAUUAACUCUAAGAAGGAAUGUGAAUUAAUAUGGAUACUAACACUUAAUUAUUUUGAUAAUAUUAAAGAGAACGUUUUUCAAAGGUAUAGACAUAAAAUAAAUGUAACUUAUAAGAGAAGAAAUACAUUAGAAAAACAAAAUGAAAAAAAAAAAUUACAAGAAGGUACUACACAAAAUGUUGAACAAAAACAAAUCAAACAUGAAGAUGAUGAUAAUAAUAAUAAGGAUGAUGAUAGUAAUAAUAAGGAUGAUGAUAGUAAUAAUAAUAAUGAUGAUAAUAAUAAGGAUGAUAAUAAUAAAAAUGAUGAUAAUAAUAAUAGCAAUCAUCAUAAUAAUAUUAAAGGAAAAAAAAAAGAUACACAUGAUGAAAAAAUCAAUGUAAAAAGUGAUAAUUCCUAUAUACAGAAAAAAAAAAAAAAUAAUAAUAAUAAUAAUAAUAAUUCUUAUUAUAAUCAUAGCUAUAGUCAAGAAAUACAUAAUCAAGAUACAUAUUACACAGAUGAGAACCACAAUAUUAAAGAAUAUAUUUAUGAUCAAUUAUAUGAUAAAGAAAAUUGUAUAAUGUAUAGAAAAGUUAACUUUUUUAUAUUUGUUUAUAUUUUAAUAUAUAUUAUAAAAACUAGCACAAGAAAAAUUCAAGCUAUUAAAGAUGAUAUUAAAAAAGUAAAAAGCUUUUUCUUCUUUUUAAAUUUAUAUGAAAAAAAAAAAACUAUAGAAAUAUUACAAAAUAUAUAUAAAGAUAAAUAUUUACAAUUCUUUCAAAAUUAUAAAGGAAGAGAAGAAAUAGAAGAUUAUAGAAAAAGAAAAAUAUUUCGUCAUAAAUUCUCUUUUUAUAAUAUCAAUAAAAUAUUGCAUGACAAAGAUGAUUUGAUAAAACUUAAAAAUAAAAAUAUCCAACAUGAUAAAGAAGAUAAAAAAAGAGCAAAUCGUCAAAUUGAAAAAAAUAAUAAUUUUCAUAUUUUGAAAGGAAUGAAGGAAGAAAAAGAGAAUGAAAAGGAGGAACUCAUUUUAAAUAUAUCCAAUAAAAUAAAUGAUGAGGAGGCAAGAAAAAAAAGGGAAGAUGUUAAUAAAUACGAGUUAACAAAUUAUAUGGAAACUAUUGAUAUGGAGAAAAAAAAUAUUGACAAUAAAUUUGUUCAAGUAGAAAAUAAAAAGGAUACACUUUUUAAAGAUCCAAAUAAAAAUACUGAAAAAAAUAAUAAUAAUAAUAAUAAUAAUAAAAACAGUAACAGUAGUUGUUGUAGCAGUAGUAGUGACGAGCAUGGUAAUCAUAAUAAAAAUAAUGUCCUAUUAAAUCAAUAUAUUUUUGAUUAUAUAUUUAAAAAUUAUUGUUAUAAAAAAAAAUAUUGGAAAGUCAGAGAAGGUAUAUGUGUAGACUAUGGCAUCAUAAAAAAAGAAAAAAAGAAAUUUAAAAUAGACAUAUAUAAUCAUAGUAAAUAUAAUAUUAAUGUAGAUAUAGAUAUAGACAAAGAGUUACCAUUAUUAGUAAUAUUCAAAGAUAAAUUAUUUUGUAUUAAUUCAAAAUAUUCAAUAUAUUUACAAAUAGAUAAUAAUGCAAAUACAGGAGAAAAAAUUGGUUGUAUUCAUGUUAAAUGUAAAUAUAAAAAUGUAUAUAAACAAGAAACCUUUUUCAAAAUACCAGUAUAUAUCUGUUUAAAAUAG
Plasmodium adleri (nom. inval.) is the source of this 2322-nucleotide messenger RNA. RefSeq names its product conserved Plasmodium protein, unknown function. The record is from RefSeq and is a predicted model, not a curated record. NCBI's taxonomy places the organism in Eukaryota, Apicomplexa, Aconoidasida, Haemosporida, Plasmodiidae. The transcript has a single exon. The coding region runs from base 1 to 2322 and encodes 773 amino acids.